Truncatella angustata is the source of this 360-nucleotide messenger RNA. Its product is annotated as ribosomal protein S27-domain-containing protein. Gene Ontology annotation, cellular component: ribosome; cytosolic small ribosomal subunit. The transcript has 2 exons. The record is from RefSeq and is a predicted model, not a curated record. NCBI's taxonomy places the organism in Eukaryota, Fungi, Ascomycota, Sordariomycetes, Amphisphaeriales, Sporocadaceae. Gene Ontology annotation, molecular function: structural constituent of ribosome; RNA binding. Gene Ontology annotation, biological process: translation; ribosomal small subunit assembly. Bases 1 to 360 code for a protein of 119 amino acids.
AUGCCUCUGCUGCUGCUUGACGGAUCCCCGGAGGACGUUCUCGAUGAUGACUCCAACAACACAAAUGCAAACACACCAUGCCAGGCUGCGGUGCUGACGAAAUUGUCUUUUCAGGUUCUCGCCGUCGAUCUUCUCAACCCCAGCCCGGCUGCCGAGGCUAAGAAGCACAAGCUCAAGACUCUGGUCCCUGCUCCCCGCUCCUUCUUCAUGGACGUCAAGUGCCCCGGUUGCUUCACCAUCACCACUGUCUUCUCCCACGCCCAGACCGUCGUCAUCUGCCAGGGUUGCACAACUGUCCUCUGCCAGCCUACCGGUGGUAAGGCCAGACUUACCGAGGGCUGCUCUUUCCGCAGAAAGUAG